This is a messenger RNA of Diceros bicornis minor, 2359 nucleotides long. RefSeq names its product Rac family small GTPase 1 (gene RAC1). The record is from RefSeq and is a predicted model, not a curated record. Gene Ontology annotation, molecular function: GTP binding; GTPase activity; protein kinase binding. Lineage: Eukaryota; Metazoa; Chordata; Mammalia; Perissodactyla; Rhinocerotidae. Gene Ontology annotation, cellular component: cell cortex; cytoplasmic vesicle; dendritic spine. The transcript has 7 exons. Gene Ontology annotation, biological process: actin filament organization; regulation of cell shape; establishment or maintenance of cell polarity. The coding region runs from base 187 to 822 and encodes 211 amino acids.
UUGGGUGGUGGCCGCUGCUGGGCUUCGGCUUCCCGUCGGCGGAGGGCGAGGCGGCGUGGACCGCGGCCCCGGCACCCCGCGCCCCGCCGCCCGCAGCCGCGCGCCCGUCCGCCCGCCGCGCCCCGAGCCCGCCGCUUCUCGCCUCAGCGCCCGGCCGCCGCCGCCGCGGCCCAGCGAGCGGCCCAGAUGCAGGCCAUCAAGUGUGUGGUGGUGGGAGACGGAGCUGUAGGUAAAACCUGCCUACUGAUCAGUUACACAACCAAUGCAUUUCCUGGAGAAUACAUCCCCACUGUCUUUGACAACUAUUCUGCCAAUGUUAUGGUAGAUGGAAAGCCGGUGAAUCUGGGCUUAUGGGAUACAGCUGGACAAGAAGAUUAUGACAGAUUACGUCCCCUCUCCUACCCGCAAACAGUUGGAGAAACGUAUGGUAAGGAUAUAACCUCCAGGGGCAAAGACAAGCCGAUUGCCGAUGUGUUCUUAAUUUGCUUUUCUCUUGUAAGUCCUGCAUCAUUUGAAAAUGUCCGUGCAAAGUGGUAUCCUGAAGUGCGACACCAUUGUCCCAACACUCCCAUCAUCCUGGUGGGGACUAAACUUGAUCUUAGGGAUGAUAAAGACACGAUUGAGAAACUGAAGGAGAAGAAGCUGACUCCCAUCACCUACCCACAGGGUUUAGCCAUGGCUAAGGAGAUUGGUGCUGUAAAAUACCUGGAGUGCUCGGCUCUCACACAGCGAGGCCUCAAGACAGUGUUUGAUGAAGCUAUCCGAGCGGUUCUCUGCCCACCUCCCGUCAAGAAGAGGAAGAGAAAAUGCCUGCUGCUGUAAACGUCUGGGCCCCUCUCCCGCCCUGUCCCCACCCCUGAGCCUUUGUACGCUUUGCUCAAAAAAAACGGUGGAGCCUUUGCACUCAAUGCCAAGUUUUUGUUACAGAUUAGUUUUUCCAUAAAACCAUUUUGAACCAAUCAGUAAUUUUUAGGUUUUGUUUGUUUCAAGUGUAAGAGUUCAAACUUGCACAUUCUAUUAAAAUUUAGCCCUAAAAUGACAAGCUUUCUUAAAGCCUUAUUUUUCAAAAGCCCCUAUUCUUGCUCAGAUUAAGAGUUGCCAAAAUACCUUGUGAAAGUUGCAUUGUUGUGCUGAGAACACUAAGCACUAAACUGUUUGAAGACCUUCGUCUUGAAGGAGACUGUAGCUUGUGAAGUUAGGAAAGCAGACCCUUUCUAACUAGUUUCAGAUGGGAGACAAAGCUCAGCCUCCUUCCUGAAAUGUUGCCAUUUAAUGUGUCGGUAAUUUAUCAACCCAUGUUCCUUACCUAACAUUGUACUGUAUCAUAAUGGAAUGAGGGUAACAACUCAACUCUUUGGAUCAAUCUUUUUGAUUUCGUAGUGAGAUUUAAAAAAAAAAAUUAGUAUGUUAGCUUUGCUGAGAUUUUGAACAGAACUCUGACUCCCGUGCUCCCUCAUGAAGUGUUCUGCCCUAGCCGUGGGUGCACUGGGGUGGUGUGUGUGGAACACUUGAUGUGAUCAAAGGAUGAAGACAGUAUUUUGACAAAAUAACGAAGUGGAGGUUAAUUUACACUACAUUGUACACGUAAUUAAACUGAAUAAAAGUGUCACGGGUAAAAAUUUUAAAAGGUUAAUUUCUGUCAAAUGCAGUAGAUGAUGAAGAAAGGUCGGUAUUAUCAGUAAGUGUUUUCUGAAGCUUUUCCUUUUUCUUAAACCUGCCAUCCCUCCUGAAAUCGGGCAUUUAAUUCAACUUUGAAGUGGUCAUUCCCAUAGUUGCUUAGUUAAGUGCUUUUCUUAUUGAACCCCUUCUUAAUGAGCAAUAUUCCUCCUUGUAUUAUAAAAUCUUUCUGAUAAUGCAUUAGAAACUUUUUUUGUAGAUUAGUAAAAGUGCAUUCCUGUUUUCAUUUUACUUUAUUCAAAGCUAAUAAAUGCUUUCCUUAGUUUUCUAGUAACUAGGUGUAAAAAUCAUGUGUUGCAGCUUUACAGUUUUUAAAAUAUUUUAGAUAUUCUUAAACUAUGAACCUUCUUAACAUCACUGUCUUGCCAGAGCACCAACACUGUACCUUGACUCAUACUGACCCUCCUCUUCGCCUCACCCACAUGGACACGCGCUUCCUGGUGUUGCUCUGCCUAACAAUGUUCCUUUGGGUCUGUGAGGUUCUGUAAACCCCAUGCUCGUGCUAACGAAGUUCUGUACAACUUACCCACUGGCAAGAAUACAAGGUUGGACCUCUCAACCACUAGAACAAAAUUUUUUAAAUUGACAGUCGCAGAAUUGUGAAGUGUUUUUACAUUGAUCUUUUGCUAAUGCAAUUAGCAGUAUGUUUUGCAUGUAUGACUUAAUAAAUCCUUGAAUCAUA